AUGAAUGGUCCACAAAUCUUAACUAAGACAAGUGCAGAAGGAGUUGUGACACCCAAAGAAGAAGCUGAAUGGAAUGAUGAAGAUAAGAAAAAGGUGGAGCUGAAUGCUAAAGCUAUUAACAUGAUGCACUACUCAAUUAGUUUUGAGGAGUACCAGAAGGUAUCAAGGUGCAAAACAACAAAAGAGAUUUGGGAUAAACUCCAAAUCACAUAUGAGGGCAUAGAACAAGUGAAGGAAAUAAGGAUCGACAUGCUGAAAAAAGAAUAUGAGAUGUUUGAUAUAAUAGAAGGAGAAACAAUUGAUAAAAUGUUCGAGAGGUUCUCUGUCAUCAUCAAUAGCUUGGAUGCUAUGGGGAUGACUCACACCGAAUAA
Arachis duranensis is the source of this 372-nucleotide messenger RNA. RefSeq lists its product as uncharacterized. The transcript has a single exon. Lineage: Eukaryota; Viridiplantae; Streptophyta; Magnoliopsida; Fabales; Fabaceae. The record is from RefSeq and is a predicted model, not a curated record. The coding region runs from base 1 to 372 and encodes 123 amino acids.